AUGCGUCUGGCACGUGCUGUGUCCAGGAACCUGAGCACGCUCUCCAGCGCCUGCCGCACACGCCCCGCGCCGCUUCCGCGCCUCACCUACCACCUGCGCCCACCGCCGCCGCGCUUGGGUCCCAUGGAAUCUGAGAAGCUGGGAGCAGCGGCAGGUCUGGCGACCCGCGCCGAGCGGCUAGGCCACCAGGGCGAGGCGGCCGGCAGGGAGGCGCCAGGGGAGGGUCCGGUGGGCGACAAGCGGGCGCAGGUCGGCGACGUGAGCCCCGGCCGCCUGCAUCCCCAGCCGCCCGCCAGCGACAUGCCCAGGGCCAACCUGAAGGCCGCAGGCGCCGCGCGCCCCGACACCAACCACUCUGAUGGCCCCUCCCUCGCCGUCCACAUCGGGGUGUCUGAUGAGCAGGGCCAGCGCAGCUACAUGGAGGACAGGCACACCGUCAUCCCCGACUUCCGCCCCAAGGGAGCCGCCGACCCGGCACUGCCGCGCCAGUUUGUGGCGGUGUACGACGGCCACUCCUCGCACCACGGCUCCGAGCACGCCUCCCGCCGCGUGCACCAGUUUGUGGCCGCCCAGCCCGCCAUCCAGCAGUGCUCGGGCGCGGCGUGCGACCAGGAGGCGGUGCAGGCAGCGCUCAAGGCCGCUUUCGAGGCUGCCGACACGGAGAUUGUGGAGACCGCUGUUCAGGACGGCAAGCGCUACGGCACCACCGCGGUGUGCGCCCUGCGGAUGGGCCAGACGGUGUAUGUGGCGCACGCAGGAGACAGCCGCGCGGUGCUGUGCCGGGAUGGGCGCGCCGUGACGCUGACCCGCGACCACAAGCCGGCCAGCGUGCCCCAGGAGCGGGAGCGGAUCGAGGCGCAGGGCGGGCACAUCGCGUACGACGCCGACCGCGUGCUGAGUAACCCAGAGGGCCAGCGCCGCAGCCGGCUAGCCAUGAGCAGGUGCUGCCUAGCGCUGGGAGACCCCGACUUCAAGACGCCGCGGCGGCUGGUGGAGGCAGAGCCGGACGUUGCGCGCGUGGAGCUGCGCCCGCACGCCGACUCCUUCAUGUUGCUUGGCAGCGACGGCCUGUUUGAUGUGAUGAGCGGGCAGGAGGCGGUGGACGCAGCCUCCCGAGUGCUGGCCUCAUCCAAGGCCAACCUGUCCAGCGCCGUGGCGGAGGCGGCGGCGGAUGCUCUCGUGCGCAAGGCGAUGCAGGACGGCACCAGCGACAACGUCACCGCCCUGAUAAUGGCCUUUGACUGGGAUUGA
Molecule: messenger RNA, 1251 nt
Organism: Chlorella variabilis
Lineage: Eukaryota; Viridiplantae; Chlorophyta; Trebouxiophyceae; Chlorellales; Chlorellaceae
Exons: 13
Coding region: 1-1251 (416 amino acids)
Biological process (GO): protein dephosphorylation
Molecular function (GO): protein serine/threonine phosphatase activity
Source: RefSeq, a predicted model, not a curated record